GUGGGUGGGUGUUCUGACGAGAGGUCAGUGGGCAAGGGGUUCUCAAUGUUGGGUCGGGCGCCGCUCCGAGUCGCGGGAGGCGGGGGUUUCCUGAAAUAAACCGCACUUGGCAGCAGAUAUUUUUCUUACAUUCCGGAGCUGAGUUUAACAAGGAACAGAUGUGAGCGAAAGAGAAAAACAGAGCGGCGGGAGACAUCGAGGGAAACAGAGGAGGCGGCGGGUCGGAGGAAGCGGCGAGAGCUCAACGCCAGACUGGAUGAAAGUUCGUCGAAGAUCGGGGAAGUUGUGAUCCGGGGCGUGGGUCGACGUUCGGGGACAGCGGGAUGCCGAACUUCGCCGCCGCUUUCUACCUCGUCUCCCUCUUGCUCUGUGCCGGUGGGGUGAGUUACUCCCAGAGGUACAGCCUUUACUCCGGCGGAACCGGGCGGCAGAACGCACAGGACAGUCAGCCGGGAGUGGGACCCCGGGCCACCAGCAGAUACAGGAACUGGUGUGCUUAUGUAGUGAAAAGAGUGGUGUCCUGUGUCAUAGAGGAUGGUGUGGCAACAUAUGUCAAGCCAGAGUAUCACCCCUGUGGAUGGGGACAGAUCCAAUGCCCACGGACAGUGAUGUAUCGUUCCUUUAUGAAGCCCCGAUACAAGGUCGCCUACAAAGUGGUUUCGGAAAUGGAAUGGAGGUGUUGUCAUGGUUAUUCUGGAGAUGACUGUUCAGUGAGUACACCUGGACUGACUGAGGAAGAGAAUCCCAGGCCCAGCACCAGGAAACCAAUAGGGUCACCAGAGGAAGGUAGAAGCAACUCGGAAAAAUCUCGUCAGAUGGAAGAGAAGGUCCAGAGGCUGACCCAGCAGGUUCAGAGCCUGCAGUCCACCAUUGAAAGCAUGAAUGAGAAAUUCCAGGAAGAAAUGCAGAAAGUGAUUGAGAGAGCACUGAAUGGGAAGCAGCCAGCUGAUGCUGCCUCUCACCCAGACAUGAAGGAGACCAUCAGUGAGAUUCAGAGCAAACUCCAUCAAAUUGACAACCGAGUGAGGGAGCAUGAUAGUGAGAUUGAUUUCUUAAAUACCAUCAGAACAUCUGGAACAGGUGGUACCAGGUCUGAGGUUGGCCAGAAGUUGUCUGACCUGAAGGAAGAGCUUGUCCGGGAGGUGGAACUGCGGAUUCAGAACUCCUGUUUCUCUUGUCGAGCUGACAUCGAGCUUCUCCGACAGCAGCAGGAGAUGUUCAGGCAGAGACUCCGAGAGCUGGGCAGAAUAUUCAAUGGGACCGAGCAGCAUAAUCGGCUUCUCAUAGAAGGCAUGCACAAGCACAUUAGUGGGCUGACUGGGUCUAUGGAUGACUCCUGCUGUAACGAGAUAGAAGGCAUUAAGACGAAGGUGGAGGAUGUAGAAGGCAAGCUGGUGUCUGUAUCUGACGUGGUAACUGGAUUGGAACAGAGGUUACACAGUAAAUCUCUGUCUCCUGAUUCCACUUCAAGCACCACUCAGUGGGAUGAUCAGUACCAUAAACAAUUACAAAAUCUUGAACAAACACUGAAUCUGACCGAGAUGAACCUUGAAAAACGCUUCGUGUCCCACCUCAAGAAUCUGAGACAUGAAUUUGGGGAUAGAUUCCAUGAGAAUGAGGAACGAAUCAACACAGUGGUGUCUGUCCUUGGCAAUGCCACAGUCUUUGAUGACUGGCUUAAAGAGACUGUUGAUGGAUUAGGUGAGGAGGUCACAGAUUUGAAAAAGAAGAUGGAGGCAGAUGGACAAAGCCUGGGGUCAGUGGUGAGCCAACUGCAUGAGCUGGAGUCCAAGGUGCAAGUGGCAGUCAGUGGCUGUGCUCAAAACUGUAACCCUUCACUUCUCACACAGUAUGGCCAAGAUACUGCUGAGAUGGCAGAAAUUUUAACAAAGCUGGAGAUAAAGAUAGCAGAGAAUGAAUUCAACAUUCAGGACAUUGGGAAAAGGGUGCACAACCUGACCAUAGGAGGAAAUUCAUUGAGAAACAGACUGCAACAGUUUGGGGAGGAAGUCAAGCAGUUGGAAUCAAUGACUCAUUCUAAUGAGGGCCAAAUGAAUCUCAUUAACUCCGGCCUCAAGGACUUGGAGGGUAAACUGCAGACUUCAGCUGAGACCAGUUUUGCAAUCUGUAACACCAUUAAAGGUGAAGUCCUUUGGGGCAGGAAUGAAACAAAGAGUCAAAUUAACAAACUGACUGAGGAGCUGGAAGAAGUGAGGCAGAGAUUCAACCAUUUGGAGAACGAAUGCAGUCCUUCCUGUUCAGGAUUUCAGGCAGAAUUGGACAAGUUGAAAGAGGUGCUCAGUGACCCUGCCAAACAUUACAAGGACCUGCUACUUAAAAUAGAAAACUUCAACGAUACCCUCAAAAGGUUUGGAAUGUUUGGUGGCAACCUGGGUGUUGACUUAGGAUCAAUAAAUGGGGAGCUGCGAGAUGUCAUAUUAACUUUCAACUCAGUAAAUAACACUUUGAUGGCCCUCGAGGACAUUGUUCAUCAGCAAGGCCACAACACAGAUACAUUGAACACGACCCUCUCCAUAACUACCAACAAACUGAUGACAGAUAUCAGCAAGAUACAGGAGAAGAUAACUGAUCAUGUUGAGGACACUGGCAAUAAGUUUGUCACUUUCCAGAAUGAAUUAGGAAAGUUCAGAGGAUACAUGAUGGUGGAGUUUAGGGAAUGCAAAGAUUCUGGUGAAGGGCUUGAACAACGAGUGUCUAAUCUGGAGAAAGUCUGCAACCAGUUGGAUUCUGUCCAACAGAGUUUGGAGAAAAUCAAAGAGGGUUUAAAUAGACAUGUUUCCAGCUUAUGGAACUGUCAGCGGGACCUCAAUGCCACAUUGAGGAGGCACUCUGGCGUGUUACAAAAUAUCAAGGAUACUCACCUGAGAAACCUAAACAAGAAAAUAUCAUUGCUGAAUCAUUCUAUGUCUGAGAUGCACGCUGAAAUUUAUAACUUCACCACACAGGACUUCAUUGGUAUUGAAGGACCUCCUGGACCACCUGGACUACCUGGACUACCUGGACCACCUGGACCACAAGGUCUCCCCGGUGUACCUGCCUAUGUUGAGCGGGUUUCAUUCUCGGCAGCACUCACCACCCCACAACACAACCCAGGGACCAUUCUGUUUGACAAAGUGCUGGUGAAUGAAGGAAACCAUUAUGAUCCAGGCACAGGUACGUUCACUGUCCCAUUGGAUGGCCGUUACUUCAUCAGCGCUAUUCUGACUGGACAUCGCAAUCAACGUAUUGAAGCUGUCCUCGCUAAAUCCAACAUAGGGCUGGCAAGGAUUGACUCUGGGGGCUUCCAACCUGAGGGGCUGGAGAACAGGCCAGUGAUAGGACCCCAACCUGCAUCAGGUUCUCUAGGCAUUUUCAACAUAAUUUUACCUCUCAGCCAAGGAGACACAGUUUGCAUUGACCUUGUGACUGGCAAACUGGCCCAUUCUGAUGAACCCUUGACUAUCUUCAAUGGGGUUCUUCUGUACGAGGACAAGGACAUUUGAUGGAUGGUGUCCCUUGUCAUUGCUCUGUGCUUGAGGUGGCGAAGUAUUUAUACACUAAUAUAUUCAGAGCAUCAUUCACAACUGGGAUUGAGAGCAAGAGUCCAAUCUCUACAUUAGUUUCUGCACUGCUGUUGAACUCUUAUUUAAUAUAAAGCAAUGUCUGACACCAACUGUUGCUGUGAGCUGAAGGCUUGGUGAUCAGUGUCCUCAAUCAGACUUUACACCUCCAUUUUAUCUUUUCAAGAAGACUCAAUUUUAAUCAAAGAUCCAAAACAAUCCAGUCACAAUCGAUCUGGAAUGUUGGCAGGGAGACAUCCUGAAUGAAUGAAAAGUCCCAUGUGCAGUGUUUGCAACAAGCAUCUCAGCUGAGACAGAGUUUGAAUGCGCCCAGGCACUGAUUCCAGGUCUGUCAAUUGCGACUAAGAUUUGCAUUGGAAACUGAGAUCACAGAUGACUGGUUAUAAAUAAAACAAACUCACUUGUUUAA
Molecule: messenger RNA, 3990 nt
Organism: Pristis pectinata (smalltooth sawfish)
Lineage: Eukaryota; Metazoa; Chordata; Chondrichthyes; Rhinopristiformes; Pristidae
Product: EMILIN-1-like
Exons: 8
Coding region: 324-3503 (1059 amino acids)
Molecular function (GO): protein binding
Source: RefSeq, a predicted model, not a curated record